Plasmodium gaboni is the source of this 1773-nucleotide messenger RNA. RefSeq names its product putative actin-like protein. Bases 1 to 1773 code for a protein of 590 amino acids. The transcript has a single exon. Gene Ontology annotation, biological process: regulation of transcription by RNA polymerase II. The record is from RefSeq and is a predicted model, not a curated record. Gene Ontology annotation, cellular component: NuA4 histone acetyltransferase complex; SWI/SNF complex. Gene Ontology annotation, molecular function: chromatin binding. Lineage: Eukaryota; Apicomplexa; Aconoidasida; Haemosporida; Plasmodiidae.
AUGGAUACAUACAACGACAUAUUAAGUAUUGUUAUCGAUUUAGGAUUUGAAAAUAUAAAAGUUGGUUAUGCGGGAGAUGAGAAUCCUAUGAAUGUGUUUAGUUCGAAUGUUGGCAUGGCUUUAGAUUUAGAUAAAAAAAUAAAAGAAGAAGUGUAUAAAAAAUGUUUAUGUACUAAAGAAGAAUUUUAUCAACAUAAUUUAAUUUAUCCUUUAUUUUAUCUAGAAGCUUUAGAAAAUACAUAUAUAAAACCUUGUUUAUAUCUUGAUAAUAAAAAUAAUUUUAAUAUUAAUGAAGAUGUAUUUGAAAAAAUUUUUUGCAUGAAUGUUAGAGGAGAUAGAUAUGUUACCAAUUUAUUUGAAAGAAGGGUAAAAAAUUUUGUAGGUAAUAAGUUAUACAAGCAAACAAGUCUAGGAAGUGAAUUUGUUGACAAUGAAAAUGUCGGUGAGAUUGAAAAUGAUCAUAAUGAUAAUAAUACAAAUAAUAGUGAUAAUAUAAAUAAUAGUGAUAAUAUAAAUAAUAGUAAUAAUAUAAAUAAUAGUGAUAAUAUAAAUAAUAGUGAUAAUAUAAAUAAUAGUAAUAACACACAUAAUAGUAAUAACACACAUAAUAGUGAUAAUAUAAAUAAUAAUGGCACACAUGAUAAUCAUUUAAGUCCUCUUGAAUUGUGGGGAAUUGAAAAUAACCAUUUUGAUAUUGACUUAAUUGAAAAUAAAAUGGUUGAUAUUAAUAAUAUAAAAAAGAUGCUAAAUAAAUAUAAUAAUAUAGGUUGUGGAUUUAAUGAAAAUAUCGAACUUUUUUCUUAUCUAUUCUCUAUACCUAAUAUGAGAAAUAAAGAAAUAAAAGUAAAAAUAGCUGAAUUAUUGUUUGAAAAAUAUAAUAUACCCGCUAUUUAUUUUAAUCCAAAAGCUAUAUUAACUGGCUUUUCUUAUAAUAAAAAAGUUUGCUCAGUUGUUGAUGUUGGAUCUUGUUAUACUGAUUUUUCAUUAUGUAAUGAAGGAAGCAUUGAUAAUAAAAAUUAUAAAAUUUAUAAUAUAGGAGGAAAUACUGUAGAUUAUUAUUUAGAAGAAUUAUUAGAAAAAUAUAAUACACAAUAUUGUUGUCCAUAUUAUGAACACUAUAAAAAUAAUAAUAACAAAAAAUAUAAAAAAGAAAAUAUUCAUUCAGAUUAUUAUAAUAUAGCAAAAUAUCUACCAUUAAAAGAUUUAAAAAAUUAUUUAUGUGAAGUUGCAGAUAAUGAAAAAAAAAUUUAUGAUGCAAAAAAUAUCAAUUUUAAUGAUAAUAUAGAUAUUUAUAUUUUGCCAGAUGGACAAAAUAUUAAUAUUACUAAAUUUAAUAAUAUAGCUCCUGAAAUAUUUUUCACACCAUCCUUGUUACAAAAUUCAAAUAAAUUAAAUCAUCAUUUAAACAAUGUAUUUACAAAAGAAGACAGUUUUCAAGGCACUCCACAAACAUUGUUUCAUUUAUUAAAAAAUCUAAAUUCAAUCAAAUAUAGAGAUGAUUUAAUAAACAAUGUUAUUAUAACUGGAUCAUCUACUUUAUUAAAUAAUUUUAAUCAACGAUUUGAAAAAGAAUUUAAUGAACUUAAUAUAAAUCAUCAAAAUAAUACUAACCUUCCAAAUAUUAAUAUUUUAAAAUCGGGGAAAACUGAUAAACAAUAUUCUUCUUGGAAGGGUGGAAGUAUUCUUGCCUCCUUCAAAAAUUUUAAUUCUUUUUUUGUAACUCGAAAGGAAUAUCAGGAAUAUGGUUUUGAAAUUAUUAAUAGAAAGUGUUGA